This is a messenger RNA of Drosophila simulans, 1121 nucleotides long. RefSeq lists its product as uncharacterized. The transcript has a single exon. NCBI's taxonomy places the organism in Eukaryota, Metazoa, Arthropoda, Insecta, Diptera, Drosophilidae. The record is from RefSeq and is a predicted model, not a curated record. The coding region runs from base 302 to 619 and encodes 105 amino acids.
UUUUAUUAAAUAGAAACUUCCUAUCAGGAACUCCCUGACAACUUUUUGUUUCAAUGCCAUUUUCAGGAUGCCCUUUUUUAGAUCGCAAUCAAAAACAAAAGAGUGUGUGACAAAUGAUGGCUACAUAAUAAAGCCAGAACUCGCAGCAUUCGAAAAAGUUUUCAAUGAAUGAAAAAAAAGCGUAGACCUUCAAAAUGACGAACUCAAGCAAUUAACCUCUGUCAGGGUAUACAAAUGCGAAAAAUGGAUUUCUGCGAGGGCCACAAAACGAUUUCAGAACUUUUGCCUUGGCAAUUGCGAAAUGCCAAAAUGCGAAACACAUUUCGGGUUCAAGUUGCUGAUGGUGAUUGUUGCCGCUGCAAAUGCCACCGCUGCUGGUGCUGCUGCUGAUGUUUUGGAACUUAUCAACACGCCGAUCACCUGCGACAGUUUCCGUUUUGCCUCAGAUACAUUUAGUCACCCAUUGAGACAGGACCUAAUUGCCCCGCACCCAGUUACACUCACAGCUCGAGUUCCAUUCCCACAACCACCGAGCCACCGAACCCUCAACCCAAUACAACCCGAACCCAAGCCCCCGCUCAAGGUGAGCAGUGUAAAAACUUCCUGUGCACUCAUUUAGUCCUGCUGAGCUGUUGUCCUUUAUGUAAGCAGCAGCAACAGCAGCAGCAGCAACACCAACUGCGACAACAGCAGCAGCAACACGAAGCAGCAACACGGAGCAACACGCCCCUUUCACCCGAACAAUACAAUACACAAAAUGAAACGAAAAGGAGCUGAAAAAAAACGGAUAUAGAAAUUCAAUACUUUGAUUCGUGCCACAAGCAAAACGAAGGAAGUGCAACCAUACAAGGUAACCAAAUAGCAGGACAACACGUACCACAAGCACUUGUUGGGAUGUUCAGCUUACACUGCGAGAAUCGCAAAUCAGGGGGUAAACUUGGGGAUUCAAAAACAAUUACCAAUAUCAUGAGGCGGCUAAGCGAAGGAUCUAUCCAUGAAUGAGAAGUGAGCAAGGAAUAUGCAGGAUAACUAUAGAAAGCCUUUCAUCGGCCUUCUAAACACCUUAUAUAUAUUAUACCCACUUACUUUCUGUUUCACUCUACAAACCUGUUUUGUUUAAA